Molecule: messenger RNA, 651 nt
Organism: Anolis sagrei ordinatus
Lineage: Eukaryota; Metazoa; Chordata; Lepidosauria; Squamata; Anolidae
Source: RefSeq, a predicted model, not a curated record
UGCCCGGCGGCGGCCCCUUGCCCUUCGGAGGAGGAGGACCCCCCCGAGAGCCCCCUCCCGCGGAGCUACAUCAACGGCGACGCGGCGGUGAGCGAGGGCUACGCGGCCGACGCCUUCUUCUUGACCGACGGGCGCUGCUCGACGGCGGGGGGCGGGGGCGGGGCCGGGGGCGCGGCUGGCCCCUCCCUCUCGCCCGGAGGCCCCUCAGCCCCCUCCUCCCCAGCAGCAGCCCCCUCCCCAGCCGCAGCAGCACGCCACGCGUGCGCGGAGUGCGGGAAGAGCUACGCGACGUCGUCGAACCUGAGCCGGCACAAGCAGACGCACCGGAGCCUGGACAGCCAGCUGGCGAAGCGCUGCCCCACCUGCGGGAAGGUGUACGUGUCCAUGCCGGCGCUGGCCAUGCACCUGCUCACGCACGACCUGCGCCACAAGUGCGGCGUGUGCGGGAAGGCCUUCAGCCGGCCCUGGCUGCUCCAGGGACACCUCCGCUCCCACACCGGGGAGAAGCCCUUCGGCUGCGCCCACUGCGGGAAGGCCUUCGCCGACAGGUCCAACCUCCGCAGAGGUCUGAAGAAUGUGUUCGACGAGGCCAUCCUAGCGGCCCUCGAGCCUCCGGAAACUCAACCCAAACGGAAAUGCUGUAUAUUCUAA